CCUCUCGGCAAUAUAGCAUUGAUUAUAUCUUUGUUUUUCAACUGCUAAUGCUGUUGGGAGCACAAAAUUGACCAAGGGGGAACCAAGGAUAAAAGAAGUAAUCAAAAGUUCCUUGGAAAGUAUGCCCCGCCGCGGUAGGAGCUCAUCCAGAGUUGAUCGGAAGGCAUUAGAAAGAGACCGAAGACAGCGCACGAAAGAACUAUUUUCUAGGCUUGGUUUCCUCCUUCCUACUCCACUCUCCAAGCGGUCGUUACCUGAGAUGUUGGAUCAAGCCACCACUCAUGUAAAGCAAUUGGGACAAAGGGUAGAGAUGCUGAAGCAAAAGAAGCAACUACUUGAAGGCAGUAGUAGUAUUGAUGAUCAGACAACUGGUAUCAGAGAUCAUAUGAUGGGUGGCGCAUGGUUACCUGUUCUCACAGUGAGUGAUUUGGGUUCUAUGUUAGAGGUAUGCGUGAAGAGUGGGUCAAACAAGAAGUUCAUGUUGCAUCAAGUAAUCCAAGUUCUUGUGGAAGAAGCAGCUCAGGUUGUAGCUCUUAGCUACUCUAAUGUUGGGGACAGGAUCUUCUACACAAUUAACGCUCAGGCUGUUAGUCCUAGAAUUGGCAUAGAGACUUCAAGGGUGCAUGAAAGAUUGAAGGAACUGAUUUUUUGAAGUACUGGCUAGGCCUUGCCUUCAAGGAACAUAGCAUGCAUGAUUAACGUUUUACCUUUUUCGUCUAUACAUGUUUGGCGGAAAUAUUACACAUCGCAGAAUAUCUUUAGUUGCCACGGCC
Molecule: messenger RNA, 773 nt
Organism: Vitis vinifera (wine grape)
Lineage: Eukaryota; Viridiplantae; Streptophyta; Magnoliopsida; Vitales; Vitaceae
Product: transcription factor bHLH168
Exons: 3
Coding region: 122-652 (176 amino acids)
Biological process (GO): regulation of transcription by RNA polymerase II
Cellular component (GO): RNA polymerase II transcription regulator complex
Molecular function (GO): protein dimerization activity; RNA polymerase II transcription regulatory region sequence-specific DNA binding; DNA-binding transcription factor activity, RNA polymerase II-specific
Source: RefSeq, a predicted model, not a curated record